This is a messenger RNA of Carassius gibelio (silver crucian carp), 2411 nucleotides long. It is a transcript of the gene galnt3, whose product is annotated as UDP-N-acetyl-alpha-D-galactosamine:polypeptide N-acetylgalactosaminyltransferase 3 (GalNAc-T3). The coding region runs from base 428 to 2302 and encodes 624 amino acids. The transcript is spliced from 12 exons. Gene Ontology annotation, cellular component: Golgi apparatus. Lineage: Eukaryota; Metazoa; Chordata; Actinopteri; Cypriniformes; Cyprinidae. The record is from RefSeq and is a predicted model, not a curated record.
GAACACUCUGAGCCUCUCUGGUAUUCUUCUCUUGUCCGGUUCGUGUCCGGUUUCUUUUCUUUACCCUGCAAACACAGAAGCUCUUUAUGAAGUCCAUGUGCACGGGGACACGGUGAUUAAAAUCCUCAGGCUGAGCGUGUCUGAAUGAAGGCACAUGUGGCGCUUACGCACGCGUGACGCAAGUCCCGCCCCUUUACCUGAGAGACGCGCACCUGGAUCCAACGACGCGGAAGUCCUGCUGAGAUGACUACACUUUGACAUCGCCGUGGUCAACACUUCUACUGUGGGAGCUAAAAAACUAUUUUGGAUAUGAACUUAAACGAUAUUUAAACGCAAUCGGUUUGACAGGCGGUGAUGUUACGCACGGGGUGUGUGUCAGGUGAAGCAUUGUUUCUCACACUCUGAGUGCCGGCUUCGCCUCAAAAGAAUGACGUUCUUCCGCAGGCUUCUGCGCAGACGACUGCACCCGUGGAAGCUGGCCAUAGUGGCGCUGGUGUUCGUGACGUUCCUGUUUCUGAUGCAGCGAGAGGUGGUCAGUCAGAACCCCCAGGACGAACCCUGGCUCAAAGAGAUUGUGGAGAAACGAGACGGCGUUCUUGAGAUGGUCAUGGGGGCGGUGAAUAACCUCCGGGACGCUAUGCCCAAAAUGCAGAUAAAAGCUCCGGUGAGGAAGCAGGAGAGCCAGGGCAGUCUGGGCUGUCUGUCCGGAUACUACACGGCUGCUGAGCUCCGACCGGUCCUUGAAAGACCACCGCAAAACCCCACUGCCCCAGGGGCUUCUGGGAAGGCUUUUCACACUGACAAUCUGAGCUCGUCGGAACAAAAAGAAAAGGAGAGGGGAGAAGAGAAGCACUGCUUCAACUUGUACGCCAGCGAUCGGAUCUCGCUCAGCAGAGACCUCGGCGCUGACACGAGACCUCCAGAAUGCAUCGAGCAGACAUUCAGACGCUGUCCACCCCUGCCGACCACAAGUGUGAUCAUCGUCUUCCACAACGAGGCGUGGAGCACAUUACUGCGCACCGUCUACAGCGUCCUGCACACCUCCCCUGCGCUGCCCCUCAAAGAAAUCAUCCUCGUGGAUGACGCCAGCGCUGACGAGCGACUACAGGACGAACUGGACGAGUAUCUGAAACAGCUGCACAUCGUUCGCGUGGUCCGUCAGCAGGAACGUAAAGGCCUGAUCACUGCGAGGCUCCUCGGGGCCUCCGUGGCCUCGGGCGAAACCCUCACCUUCCUGGAUGCCCACUGUGAAUGUUUCCAUGGAUGGCUUGAGCCGCUGCUGGCCAGGAUAGCGGAGAACUCCACCGCCGUAGUGAGUCCUGACAUCACUACCAUCGACCUGAACACGUUUGAGUUCAUGAAACCCUCACCGUACGGACAGCAUCAUAACCGGGGGAAUUUUGACUGGGGCCUUUCCUUUGGUUGGGAGACCCUUCCGGAUCAUGAGAAACGGAGACGCAAAGAUGAGACGUACCCUAUUAAGACGCCAACGUUCGCAGGGGGAUUGUUCUCCAUUUCCAGAGAUUAUUUCUACCAUGUAGGAAGCUAUGACGAGGAGAUGGAGAUUUGGGGAGGAGAAAAUAUUGAAAUGUCCUUCAGGGUUUGGCAGUGUGGAGGGCAGCUAGAAAUCAUCCCCUGUUCAGUCGUGGGCCACGUGUUUCGCACAAAGAGUCCGCACACCUUCCCUAAAGGCACGCAGGUGAUCGCUCGCAACCAGGUGCGUCUGGCUGAGGUCUGGAUGGACGACUAUAAAGAGAUCUUCUACCGGAGGAACCAGCAGGCCGCUCAGAUCGCCAAAGAGCGCUCUUUUGGAGACGUCUCAAAGCGUGUAGGUCUCCGGGACAGACUCCAGUGUAAGAGCUUUUCCUGGUAUUUGAAGAACGUCUAUCCGGAGGUCUUCAUGCCCGAUCUCAGUCCGCUGCAGUUUGGUGCGAUAAAGAACGUGGGGAAGGAGGCCUGCUUGGAUGCGGGAGAGAGUAAUGAGGGAGGGAAGCCUCUCAUUAUGUACCCCUGCCACGGGAUGGGAGGAAACCAGUAUUUCGAGUACUCGACCCAUCACGAGAUCAGGCACAAUAUUCAGAAGGAGCUCUGUUUGCACGGGACGGAUGGAGUCGUCAAAUUAGAGGAGUGCCAGUAUAAAGGUCACAACACCAUCACAGGACCUCAGCAGAGAUGGGAGCUCAGAGAGGAUCAGCUGUUCUAUAACAAGGGCUCAAAACAGUGCCUGACCGCUCGACAUGAGAACCCCUCUCUAGUGCCCUGCAGUCCAGCUGACAAGUACCAGCUCUGGGUCUUCACAUGAACGGCGGAACCAGUGACACACACACACACACACACACACACACACACACACACACACACACACACACACACACACACACACACACACACACACACACACACACUCUCAG